Messenger RNA from Nerophis lumbriciformis (worm pipefish), 2694 nucleotides. NCBI's taxonomy places the organism in Eukaryota, Metazoa, Chordata, Actinopteri, Syngnathiformes, Syngnathidae. The record is from RefSeq and is a predicted model, not a curated record.
AUGUCAAGCCGCCGAAAGUCUACCAUGCCUUGCAUGGUGCUACCCUCUGAAGAGUUGGAAGAGACAACUGAAAAGACAAUGGAAGUAGAAGGUGUGACUGUGGAGGAGACAACAGAAGAGGUUCACACAGCAGUGGAGCAUGAUCAAGCUGUAGUGGUUGCCCCAACACCACCAGAUAUUGGUGAGUCGAACAGCCUAGAAGAAAAAGACAUUCUCAGUCCAUCUAUUAAGUGUAGCACUACGGCCCCCCCUGACAUUCAGGGUACUACCCAGCUGAACAAGGAAAUGCAGUGUGACACAGUUGAGGAAGCAGUAGCAGAUGCCACAAGUCUUGGCGCCAUCUCACUCAGCAAGACCCCGAUCAUGAGGAUGAAGGCCAAGUGUGAACCCAAGAGGAUCGCUGUGUCGAAUAAGGCCUCAGAUGAAGCCGUGGAAUAUUUUGAAGGAGGCGUCGAGGCUGAGAUGGAAGAAGAGCAGGAGCCAAUUGAAGCACCUCUGGGGCCAAUGGUGUCCGUGGAGAUGCUGCUGAAUGACUCCAUGAAGCUUGGAGCAGGCAACCUAUUGGCCAGCCAAGCCUUAGAGCAUCCAAGGAAGUCAUCAAUUUUAAAUCCCACCGUUAUUCCUCCUGGCCUGGCCCAGGUACUUUCUGCUUUCCAGGCCCAGCAAAAUACAUCAGCUCAACCCCAAUUGCUGAUUCCUCUCAGUAGCAUUCCGUCAUAUAGCGCAGCUAUGGACAUCAACCCACUGCUGGGUAGCACUUACAAGAAGUUUCCCUAUCCCUCCAUGGCUGAGAUUAGCAGUCUAGCAGGGCAGACGCAGUUCACAGAAGAGCAGAUUAAGGUCUGGUUCUCUGCCCAACGGCUGAAGCAUGGUGUUAGCUGGACCCCAGAGGAAGUAGAAGAGGCCAGGAGGAAACAGUUCAAUGGCACUGUGCACACAGUGCCUCAAACCAUCACUGUCAUACCUGCUCACCAGCUCUCUGCUGCCAACGGCCUGCAGUCCAUUCUGCAGACCUGCCAGAUAGUGGGCCAGCCUGGCUUGGUGUUCACACAGGUUGCUCCAGGAGGGAAUCUUCCAGUUAGCAAUCCCAUCACCCUAACAGUGGCAGGUCUGCCAAGUCAAUCCCAGAGCUCCAGCAGAGUUUCCUGCCAGUCGACAUCAACAAACAGUGAGCUUAAACGGGCUACCACUGUACAGCCCCCCUCGUUAUCCCCACAGGAGAACUCAGCCCUGAGCGCUGAUACAUUCAGUAUGCGGCCCAAGAAAUCCAAAGAGCAGUUGGCUGAGCUGAAAGCCAGCUACCUUAAAAACCACUUUGUCAGUGAUGCAGAAAUUUCCCGCUUGAUGAAGAUCACCAAUCUAACCAAGGGAGAGAUAAAAAAAUGGUUCAGUGACACCAGGUACAACCAACGCAACUCAAAGAACAGCAAUGUCAUUCUUUUCCACGAUGGCGGGGGCAGAGUUGGUGGUGUUUGUAGCAGCAGCACUAACGCCACCAUUGUCAUUGACUCAAGCGAUGAAACCCCAGCAUCCCCUCAUCAGUCAUGCACACCUGCUGUGAAGGAGAAGGAAACACGGUCUAAGACGUGGAAUCCGUUCCCUGAUUUCACCCUACAGAAAUUCAAAGAGAAGACACCAGAGCAGUUGGUAGUUUUGGAGGAAAGCUUUGAGAAGAGCAGUACGCCUUCUGAUGAAGAGCUGAGUCGCCUGAGAACAGAAACUAAACUCACACGAAGGGAGAUUGAUGCCUGGUUUACAGAGAGACGGAAAAUGCCGACAUUUGGCACCACCUCUCCAGAGUCCUCUGAGGCAGGACGGAUUGACACCGGUGAAGGGAACGCUGCAGAAGUUGCCACUGAUUCGCGCGCCGCUUCCUCCUCUCGUAAAGGUAGUCAAACUCCACCUGGGGGCCGCAGUAAGCAAGUGCCGAGCAGCAGCAGCAUCAGAGACAUCAAAGAUAAGACAAAAAAGACUCCAGAGCAACUCCACAUUUUAAAAAGUGCCUUUGUGCGGACUCAGUGGCCUACAACUGAAGAGUAUGACCAGCUUGUUGAGGAGAGUGGCCUACCCCGACCCUACAUUGUCAGCUGGUUCGGGGACUCACGGUACUCAUGGAAGAACGGCAAUCUUAAAUGGUUCUUUCAGUAUCAAAGUGGCAGCAUGGAGGGCCCGAAUGGUGGCGGAAGUCACAAAAUCGGAGGUGGUAGCCGAAAAAGACGUGCGCGAAAUCGUGGUUGGGGAAGAUCCCGAACACGUAAGCAGCCAAGGCGGUCAGCAUCUUUUGGUUCAGACUCUGACAGAUGCCCCCCGCCAAAGAAAUUUAAAAGUGGGAGGGACAUCUUGAAGGAGUAUUAUCUGAAGCACCGCUUUCUCAAUGAGCAGGACCUGGAUGAGCUCGUCACCAAGACAAACAUGAGCUAUGAACGGGUGCGAGAAUGGUUUGCUGAGGUCCAGCGACACCUUGACGUGGGGGCAGACCCCUUUCAGGAGCCGGCUUUCAGCAGGACGGCAGAAGGAGAGGGGGCUGAUGAACUAAGCGGAGAGGGGUCACACGCGAACAAGGCACCAAGGGGUGAUGAUAUGGAAGAUGAAGAGGAAGAUGAUGAAGAUCAUGACGAAGAGGAUACUGAUGACAGUGAGGUUUGGGAGCCAUCACGCAGUGUUAGAAAGUCCUUAUCUGUAUCUGAAGACUAG